This is a messenger RNA of Cornus florida, 1869 nucleotides long. RefSeq names its product cytochrome P450 CYP72A219-like. The transcript has 5 exons. Lineage: Eukaryota; Viridiplantae; Streptophyta; Magnoliopsida; Cornales; Cornaceae. Gene Ontology annotation, molecular function: oxidoreductase activity, acting on paired donors, with incorporation or reduction of molecular oxygen; iron ion binding; monooxygenase activity. The record is from RefSeq and is a predicted model, not a curated record. Bases 159 to 1709 code for a protein of 516 amino acids.
UUUUAGUUUUGGUGUUGAAAAAAAUUAUUCUCCAACUAACCACAUGAACUAAUACUAAAAUUAAAAAAAACGGAAUUAUGGACGAGCAGUAUCCUUCAGUAGUGUGUAUAUUAUAAAUAUGGAGGUGCAUGUGAGAAGGUGGUUAUAGUUAAGCAAAGAUGGAAAUUGGGAUAAUUGUUCUUCUCGUUGUGGUGGUCGCCGCCAUCAUAUGGUGGGCAUGGAGGGUAUUGAAUUGGGUGUGGUUGAGGCCAAGGAAGCUAGAGAAGUGUCUGAGACAGCAAGGUCUCACUGGCAACUCCUACAGGGUAUUGCUUGGAGACCUGAAAGAGAGGUCACAGAUGAUCAAACAAGCAAAUUCCAAGCCCAUCAAUCUCUCCCAUGAUAUCGUCCACCGUGUCAUGCCCUACAUCCAUAAAUGCAUCCACAACUAUGGUAAGAAUUCCUUUAUAUGGCUUGGACCAAAACCAUUGGUGCUCAUCAGGGAUCCUGAACUCUGGAGGGAAAUAUUAUCUAAGAAUUAUCACUUUCAGAAGCCCCAAGCAAAUCCACUGACCAACUUGCUAGCGGCUGGACUGGCGACCUUUGAGACUGAGAAAUGGUCCAAACACAGAAAAAUUAUCAAUCCUGCUUUCCAUCUAGAGAAGCUCAAGCAUAUGCUUCCGGCCUUUGAUUUAAGUUGUAGCGAGAUGCUGAGCAAAUGGGAAAAGAUGGUUUCAGAGAAGGAGUCAUGUGAGUUGGAUGUGUGGCCUUAUCUACAAACGUUAUCUAGCGAUGUCAUUUCACGUACUGCAUUUGGUAGUAGCUAUGAAGAAGGCACAAGGAUAUUUGAACUUCAAAGGGAACAAGCUGAACUUGUACUUCAGGUUUCACAGUCAAUUUAUAUCCCAGGAUGGAGGUUUUUGCCAACUAAGAGGAACAAAAGGAUGAAGGAAAUCAACAAAGAAGUGCAUGCUUCAUUAAGGGUUAUUAUUGAAAAAAGAUUGAAGGCAAUGAAGGCUGGAGAAGCCAGUAAUGUUGACUUAUUGAGUAUAUUACUGGAAUCAAAUUUCAAAGAAACUCAACGACAUGGAGACAAGAAGAAUGUUGGAAUGAGUACUGAAGAGGUCGUUGAAGAGUGCAAGCUUUUCUACUUUGCUGGGCAAGAGACCACCUCUGCUUUGCUUGUUUGGACAAUGGUUUUAUUGAGUAGGCAUUCAAAUUGGCAAAAGCGUGCUAGAGAAGAGGUUUUGCAAGUCUUUGGGAAUAACAAGCCAGAUCUUGAUGGGUUGAAUCACCUGAAAAUUGUAACUAUGAUUUUGUAUGAGGUUCUAAGGUUAUACCCACCUGCAGCUGCAAUGACUCGAACUAUUCAUGAGGACACAAAGUUAGGAGAAAUAUCGUUUCCAGCUGGAGUGCACCUUUCAUUACCCAUAAUUCAAAUUCAUCAUGACCAUGAAUUAUGGGGUGAUGAUGCAGAGGAGUUCAAACCAGAGAGAUUUGCUGAAGGAGUGUCAAAGGUGACAAAGGGCCAAGUCUCGUUUUUUCCAUUCGGCUGGGGACCCCGGAUAUGCAUUGGACAAAACUUUGCCAUGUUGGAAGCGAAAAUGGCAUUGGCUAUGAUUCUACAACGUUUCUCCUUCGAGCUUUCACCAUCUUAUGCGCAUGCUCCUUACAUUGUCAUAAUACUUCAACCUCAGUACGGUGCUCACUUGAUUUUACACAAAGUCUAGUAUUGAAAGCCAUCGCUCAUAAAUAGCAAGGACGUACAUUUCUAGCUGUGGAUUUUCAUGUCAUGUAAAAUGAGAAUAAAAUUUUUGUACGAACCAUUUUGAACCUAACAUUUCCACUCUGAGCAACGACGCUUUUAUACAUUAUAAUUUGAUCUUGUUA